This is a messenger RNA of Hordeum vulgare subsp. vulgare (domesticated barley), 871 nucleotides long. RefSeq names its product B3 domain-containing protein Os06g0107800-like. Gene Ontology annotation, molecular function: DNA-binding transcription factor activity; DNA binding. NCBI's taxonomy places the organism in Eukaryota, Viridiplantae, Streptophyta, Magnoliopsida, Poales, Poaceae. The transcript has a single exon. The record is from RefSeq and is a predicted model, not a curated record. Bases 59 to 721 code for a protein of 220 amino acids.
CGGCAUCAUAAUUCAAGCCAGCUAGAGAUCAGUCGAGUUGCAGCAAAUCAAUCAAUCAAUGGCGCUGACGGCUGGUGGUGGGGAGAGCAGGGGAGCAGAGCAAGAUGGGGGAGGAGGAGGAGUCGAGCUGUCGCGCAGCAGCGGCAAUGGCGGCAAUGGCGAGGAGAGGAGGAUGAGGCGGGAGCACAUGUUCGACAAGGUGGUGACGCCGAGCGACGUGGGGAAGCUGAACCGGCUGGUGGUGCCCAAGCACUUCGCGGAGCGGCACAUCCUCCCGCGGCUGCUCGGCGGCGCGGCCAGGGCGGCCUGCCCCGGCGCCGUGCUGCGGUUCGAGGACGGCCGCGGCGGCGGCAGGGCGUGGGCGUUCCGCUUCUCCUACUGGAGCAGCAGCCAGAGCUAUGUCAUGACCAAAGGGUGGAGUGCCUUCGUCCGUGACCGCCGACUCGCCGCCGGCGACACCGUCUCCUUCUGCCGCACCGGCGCACGCCUCUUCAUCGACUGCCGGCGGCGUGGCACCGGAAUAGGUGCAUCGGCGCCGCCAACACGCCUCCUCGCGCCAGCAGUGAUGCCGCAAGUUGUCACGCUUAUGCCGCAGCGGUCGACGUCCUCGGGCGAGACGGCGCCGCACGUCCGGUGCUUCCGGCUGUUCGGCGUGGACCUCGAGCUCAUCGGCGCCGAGCCGCUGUCGCUGGAUUUGCAGCUAGCUUUGAUGAGAAGAUGACCUCCGCUUGUGCUCAACUUGCCUGAUGCUUCCAGAUUUAGUAAAUUGACCUCCAGUUUGAUAGCAGAUUAGUAGAUAAUCAACGCAAGAAGGGAUCUUGUCAUCACAAAAUAAGAAGAUAUCAAGUUCGCACGGUUGAAUUUCAAUUAU